AUGGCCAAUGCGCAUCGGACCAACGUUUUAGUCACGUCGUGCCUGAAGACCCCUGUAGAUCCGCACACCAAGGCCCCUUUGGCUUCAUACGAGCGGGAGCGAGUCCUGCCCUGCACCGACAACACGGAGUAUGACCAGGAGUUGGAGUUUGAGGACUGUGGCUCUGAGUUCUAUGAUGAAGAUUACCUGAGGAGCAGAGGUCCUGUGGUAAAUUUAAGAGCUUCGGGCGACCGCAUAGACCUCAGUAAAAUCUUCUUCUCAAACGAGGAGUACUACACCAAACUGGAGGAGCUGAAGAAGGCCCACCUGCGCACCAUGGCCGAGCUGGAGAGCAUGUACCGGAGGAAACUUCAACUCAAGUCCACUGAGCUACUGGACGGAGAGUCUACAGAGGCUGGGCACAGGAUUCAUUGGCCCAAUAGUAGUCCAUUAGUUUCCCAUCGUUUGAGGAAGUCCCACUCUGCAGUCGAGCUUCGGUAUGGACUCUCAGACUCAUCAGACGAAGAUGAGGACAUAGACACCAGCAACACAGACAAAGGUCUCCAAUUUUCCCCAAAUGACCACAUCAAAAACAUGUGGGUGGACUUUAAAUUCUCCCCUCCAACGCGCCGGCUGUCCUCCUCCCUGCGCAGUCUAUCCCUCGACCCAAACAAUCCCAAAAAACAUAGACACAAGAAAAGAUCCAGUAAGGAGACAUGGAAGCAUCGCGUGACCGUACCUAAGCCAUUCCAUAUGAUGCUACGAGAAGAAGAGAGGAGAAAAAGAGGAAUAAAAACCCGCUCUGAAAUCGAACACGAAAAUGCAGAGCUGCGAAGACAACUGGAGGAGCUCACCGAAUGCCAAAGAAAGUUCAGAGCUAGUCCAGUCCCUGCUCACGUUCAUCUACCUCUGUUUGAAGAGCUGCAAGAAAAAAGCGAGGAGCGAAGGAAAACUAUCAGAGAAGAAAAUUACCUGAAAAGUCUCCAGAAGCCUUUUAGUUUUUUAGAAAGAGAGAGGUUGAAAAAAGAGCAGAGGCAACAGCAAAAAGCAGCACAGUCCAAUCAAGAUAAGUUCAAGCCCUUCAAAGCAAAACCAGUGCCCAAGUCUGUGUACGCAGCGGCCACUGGGGACCAAAUGAAGGAAGAACAACUUUAUCGGUCUAUCAAAAUACAUAUGAGAGCUCAAGAGAUGCUUUCCAGUGCUUCUAUGCCGCCUUCUAUGCUAGCACGUCGACUUGAUCAACGCAAAACGACCAAAGACGAGGAAAAGGAUUGCACUUAUCAACCAAAGAUCAACAAAGAGGUCCCAGAUUUUGACGCCAGCUACAGACGGUUUAAGAAACACCUGGAGAAGCGUAAAGAGGUGAAACCCACCACAUCCUGUGAGCCAUUUGAACUAAAGACCUCCCAGAUCUCGUCUCAUCGGGAGAGGAUUCUGGCUGAGAUUGAAAAUGAGCAGAAGAGCCCCAGAGCUCUGCGCUGGCCCUACAGCCCAGAGCCGCCACGUCACACACCCCCCUCCAGCCUCUGCUCCUCUCUGUCCGGCAGCACCGAGCUCCUGCCCAGCAAGAGCACCAGCGCAGCCAGGAAAAGACAAGAAGCUGUCAGAAAGGCAUUGGAGCAGAGGAGGAGGGUGGAUGCAGAGGAGGAGCAGUGGAGAGAGAAGCAGAGGCAGAGAGAGAAGAGGCUGCAGACAAUGGUGGUGAAACGCGCCCAAGCCAAUGACCCACAUCUGUCCCUGUCCCAAACGCAGCCCAGCAAACUUAAGGAAUUCAGGAAAAUGGAGCUUCAACGUAAAAAGGAGUACCAACAGGAGAUAAAGGAGAUGAGACAAAGAGUCAAGGGGAGACCACUUCUACUGGAGCAGGUGGCACAGAGGAAUGCUAAACAGGCUGCAGAGAAGCGCUUCACAGAGGCUCUUCAGGGCUGUGAUGUGACCCAGGAUUUCAUCACUAAAAAUGCGGCUAAGUCCACCUCCACUUCUGCUCGCAAACCCUCGUCCUCCACUGACAGCAAAGUCAGUGACAGAGAUGAUCCGGACAUGGGGUACAAACCUGUGCACUUCAGAAAGGUCUACUUGAACGACGAGGGCGUGGAGUCAGACCCAAACGAGCCUGAAAUGUCUCAAAAAGAGACAGAGGGAGAGCAGAGCGAUAGAGAGAGAGAGGAGGAGAAAGAUGAGGAAAGAAAGGGGAAGAGAGAAGACCAGUCAGAGGAGGAUUGUCCUGCAGAAUCGGAUGAGAACUACUCCGAUGACUACGAGCAGUAUUCAGACAACAGCGGACAAGACGAGAGCAAAGAGGAGGCAAAUUGUUAACAGGAUAAUAAUAAUGCUAUUAUACUACUACUACUACUAUUACUACUACUAAUACAGCAUCUGACAGGAGGCAAAGAGGAAGCAAAUUAAUAACAUGAUAGUAAUAUAAGAUAGUAAUAUCCCCAGAACUGAAGAAGCAUCUUGGAUGAGCUGCGAAACCUCUUCAACCAAACUAACUUUUGUCCAGUCGACAAAUUGAAUUUUCUCCUCAACAUGAU
Messenger RNA from Boleophthalmus pectinirostris (great blue-spotted mudskipper), 2513 nucleotides. It is a transcript of the gene fam161a, whose product is annotated as FAM161 centrosomal protein A. The coding region runs from base 1 to 2295 and encodes 764 amino acids. Gene Ontology annotation, biological process: cilium organization. The transcript has 8 exons. Gene Ontology annotation, cellular component: cilium. The record is from RefSeq and is a predicted model, not a curated record. NCBI's taxonomy places the organism in Eukaryota, Metazoa, Chordata, Actinopteri, Gobiiformes, Gobiidae.